Molecule: messenger RNA, 4539 nt
Organism: Dunckerocampus dactyliophorus (ringed pipefish)
Lineage: Eukaryota; Metazoa; Chordata; Actinopteri; Syngnathiformes; Syngnathidae
Gene: mfrp
Product: membrane frizzled-related protein
Exons: 10
Molecular function (GO): protein binding
Source: RefSeq, a predicted model, not a curated record
UGUUCCUCCUCAGGUUGUGGUGGAUUUUUAACAGAAUCAGAAGGCUUUUUCAGCUCGCCAAACCAUCCUGGCUCCUAUCCGCCUAACACAUUGUGCGUGUGGGUGAUCCAAGCCACGCCCCCUCACUUGAUCCAGAUCCACGUGUCCUCGCUGAACGUGGAGGGUCCAUCUCCGUGCCUGUUUGACUGGCUGGAGGUGCAGGAGCACGUGCAGCACAGCUCUUUGGCCACCAGGUUCUGCGGUGUGGUCGCUCCACCAACAGUCAACACAAACAGCAGCACGGUGUGGGUGACCUUCCGCUCCGAUGGCAGCAUCGCAGGCAGCGGCUUCACAGCACAGUACAGGACUUUACUGCCUGGACACAAAAGCUGCUCCAGAGACGAGUUCAUGUGUGACAGUGGUCGCUGUCUGCUGCCUGUGUCUGUGUGUGACGGCCAUCCACACUGUCAGGACCAACAAGAUGAGGCCAACUGCAGCCAGAAACACAAUGAAUGCGGUGGGCAGAAGACGAGGCCGUAUGGCUUCCUGGCAAGUCCAAAUCACCCCGGGCCUUAUCCUCACCAGCAGUUUUGUGUAUGGCACAUAUCUGUCGAGGAGGGUCACGUCAUCACACUGAGCUUCAAAAACUUCAGCCUGGAGAUUCAGGAUGUGUGCGAGUUUGAUUAUGUGGAGGUUCAUGACAGCAGCGACACGGGAGCUGGAAGAGUUCUGGGAAGGUUUUGUGGCACCACCCUCCCCCCAGACCUGAUCUCAUCCAGCCACCACAUGACUGUGUUGUUUGUGGCUGACGAGGGAGUGGCUGACAGCGGCUUCAACGCAACAUAUCAGUCCGUCUCCCUGCUGGAUAGGACAUGUGGUCCGAGCCAGUUUGCAUGCAGUACCGGUGAGUGUCUUCAGCCACAGUGGUUGUGCGACGGCUGGAACGACUGUUCAGACGGAGCAGAUGAACAAGAUUGUGGCAACUCCACCUACCCUCCCUUCACUUCAGCAUGUGAAUCCAUAGAGGUGGAGAUGUGUCUGGGUCUCAGCUACAACCUCACCUCAUUCCCCAACAUCUGGCUCUCCAUCGCCGAUCAGAGAGAAGCUGCCACAGUUCUGCGACAGUACAGGGUUCUGAUGGAGCUGGCCUGCUUUGAGCCCUUGCGGAGACUGGUUUGUGGGAUGUUCCUGCCACAGUGCAGCCCCCAAGGAGGCGUUCUCCAGCCCUGCCGCUCAGUCUGUUCCUCGGCCGAGCAACAGUGCAGCCAAGCCCUGGACCUCUUCUCCUUCAGCUGGCCCUUUAACUGCCACCUCCUGCCAGACUCACACGACCCUGUGGAAUGCUCACUGCCUUGACUGACACUUUCAAAAAUGAUCAGUGCUGACAAAAAAGAAAAGUGAGCUUGUUGAGGACUGAGAGACCCUGCACAACAGCAGCAAUAAUGUAGCUGCUGGUUGACUAAUUGGUUUAACUUUCCAGAAAAGCUAACAAAAAAAAAGGUUUCCUCGCUCAUGUCUAAAACGAUACUAGUCACAAGUAACAACCUUCUUGGCAAGGGCUCACGGUCCAUCACAAUGACACUACGUACGUUGGCGAUGACGUCGAGCAUAUCAGCCGGGCACUUGCUGCAAUAAACUCCCACAAAUGUGCACUGUUCAUUGCAUUGUUAGAAACAUGUGAUGAAUGAAAACUUCUUUGACUUUGAACAAACUUUUUCAUAUCUUUAAUGCAUUUGUCCUACAACACACCACAUUGUGAUGUGAUAAUGUACUUACAGUGUAAAGGAGUUCACACAUGAUUGAGAUAAAACGUGAUGCGGGUAGUGAAAAAUAGCUUUGCAUCACUCAGCAACCAACACAGUAUCUCAAAUAACCCAUCUCCUUAACCAGUGGGUGUUCAAGCAACAAUUUGUAACAGCUCUACUAAAUUAAAAGUAGUUUGAUUGAAAUGAAAGUUGCUCACAUUAAACCACAGGAUUUCACGCCAAGUUUUUAGAAUACUUAAAAUGCCCAAGAGUCUGGUACUCACAUGAUUCUGUCCGUAACUGCAUGAAGUUUGAGUGCACAUUUUCAAAUAUGAGAAUCUUCAGUCACAUGAGAAGCAACCUUCACUGCAGAUGUGACGGGACAAGAAGCUGCAGCGUCUGCUCUAAGGCUACGGCAGUCAGUCCCCACACUCGAUGCUUCCCAUUACGAAACACCGGCAACGUGUAGCCGUACUUGUCCCCUGUGCGAAAGUGUGUGUAGCCACGGUUUUGAGGGUCGCACAAAUGGGACAAGGACAAAGUGAAAAUCUCUUCCACCUGAGAUGGGGGGGGGGUGUAAAAAAAAAAGAACAUCUGAAUUUGGAUGCACAUGAAUUGAUGUGUGUUCAUGUGACUACACAGACUCGAUAGAGAUGGGAAGCUAUGAUACAGAUUAAAUUUAAAUACAUUCAGUCACUAGUAAAAACGAACACUAUUUUAUCCAGCUAAGCUAGAUAGGACUCCUCACAUUACACACCCAAAGUCAAUAGUAAACCAUUUAAGGGUCAGUCUUCUGAAAGGCGUACCAAAGAGGGUGCCGUCAGGUGAAACUGCGUUGAAUAUUUUCUUUGGGUCUGUUCGGGUCUACACUAACAAAACUGACACCUGAUCCGAAAUCAGAAAUAUGGCAUAAUGUCCAGGAUACGUGUUACUCUCAGGAUUUCUACUGAUUUAUUUUUUUCUAAUCAGUUCACUUUGGGGAACUGCUUCUUUUUUUUUUUUUUUUUUUAAACAUCAUGCUUCCGUGGAAAGUGAAGUAUGUUACUUCAGUGUUAACUAAUAAUGUUUUAAAGAACAGUGUUGAGUCUCGCAUGGAGUUUAAAGCGGUGCUCCGUGUUACGUGCAAGAUACGUCACCAUUGUGGAGCAUGUUUGGAAAAUUUAAAAGGAAAGUUCAAAGCAUUUGUAGUCAUAGAUUGACUUGAUAUAGCGAUAUAUAUUAAAAUAAUACUUCAUUUUAAUAUGCAAAUUGGUGAAAGUGACUUUCAAUUUUGCUUCCCAUGUCACGCUUUUGGUACCCUUUUCAGGAGACUGACCCUUAACUAAAAUGACUGUACCUCUCCAGGGUUUGGUUUGAAGGACAAUUCCUCAAGAGGACCUAUGUUAGCCAGCACAGGAGCAACCAUCAUCCCAGACUAUACAAAGUUCAUCUAAUCCACUCACCAUGUCCCGAAGGGGCUUGAGAACGCCCCACACCCUUUCUGGAGAGACAUUAACACCAAGCUCCUCCCGUGCCUCCCUCAGUGCAGUGGCCACCACAUCACUGUCUGACGGAUCGCUCUUGCCCCCCGCAAAGCUACACAGAAGAAGAAAUGAGGACACAGACAGAAGUGCGUUGGGUUUGUUUUUAUGGCUGCAACUAACCUGACGUCUCCCUUGUGCCUGCCCGUGAGCGUUCUGGAGCGUAGGGUGAAGAUAAACGCUGGUUCACCUCCGACACUGCAGAGUGACACCAGAAUGGACGCCCAUCUUCCCUGAUUUUUUCCUUUGUUCUGACUGAGACAUUUUCUUCCUUUGUCCACUUCAUAAAUUGUCAAAUUGGGCCCCAGGAGUUGUCGACACCUGUUUUCAUUGUCCAGUGUUAGACAAUCACUCCAGGCUGCAUGAACUGCUCUGGUUUGGUGAAAAGAGAGGCUAUAGGCGUGUGCUCUGUUGUGGAUGUUUUUUAACCAUUGUAAAGAUCUUUCAAAGUUUUGCCUGUAGCUGAAAUUACUACAGUAACUUUGACUGGUAAAAUGUGAGUGUGAAGGCUCCCCAUGUCUUUUCCGGGGUGGAAGGCAAGCUGUGGUGGCUAAACAGUCCUGAUGUGCGUUCAGAGUUUCGGGGUUCUGUACAAAAUCUCCCACUUUAGUGUGCUUCCAACGAGAAUACAAUAGUUUGGACUUUGUAGGAGCCUUAAAUUUGAGGUUAUGAAAUGAGGUCUGUUGUGUUAGUUGAGUUUCACAGUGAGAGCUAAAUAAAGAAUGCUUGGUUGGGCAGGAUACAGUCUCUGUGGACACGAAGGAACAUCCCCUCCUUCCAUGAAGGCCUUCACAUGUUGGUUCGUUGACAUGCCAUCUAGCACACGUAGGAUUGGAAAGAACACUUGUGUGGGCUUCAUUCAGUCGCAGACUUGACCCAAUCACCAUUUGUGGGCCCCGAAACAUUCUAUUAAAAAAAAAAAAAAAGAGUUUUGUAAAACAAGUAAUUUCCAUAUUACGUUCACUCAAUGUACUGAUCAUAGAUACACUUAUUAAAAUAAGGGGGACCAGAUGUCCUCCUUUCACCAAAAAUUGCACUUUUUGGGACCUACUAAUCCUACAAUCCUCAUCUGGGAAUUAAUUACCUCCAUUGACGUGUUUUCUUCCAGUGAUGGAUACAUACGUAUGUGCUAAAUUCCAAGCAUAUUUCAUCAUUCAUUUGUAAAGGGGGAAAACACUUGACUUGAAAUAAUUAACAUUCCAGUGUUUGGCAUAAAACGCAUCUUUUGGAAGUCUCUACAUACAGUAUGCAUUCAAUGUAAUAUAAUUAAAUCAUUAUUGCUUGGUUUAGUGAAG